Schistosoma haematobium is the source of this 2126-nucleotide messenger RNA. RefSeq names its product Exosome complex component RRP45, variant 2. Gene Ontology annotation, cellular component: cytoplasmic exosome (RNase complex); nuclear exosome (RNase complex). Gene Ontology annotation, biological process: U5 snRNA 3'-end processing; U4 snRNA 3'-end processing; nuclear mRNA surveillance. The coding region runs from base 1 to 1632 and encodes 543 amino acids. NCBI's taxonomy places the organism in Eukaryota, Metazoa, Platyhelminthes, Trematoda, Strigeidida, Schistosomatidae. The transcript has 5 exons. The record is from RefSeq and is a predicted model, not a curated record.
AUGGUAGCCGGUGACCAACGAUUGGUUCAUACUCCAUUUGUUCCUUCAGGACACUGGAGCCCAUGUGCACCAUUGUUUUGGAAUCCGGUUAAAGUGUCGGACAUUGGCUUUUCGUCCUCUCAUUUUCGUAAACAACACCCCUAUUUUAUGGAUUACUUUUGUUUCCUCCUAAUCAGUUACCAGUAUUUCGUAACUAUGUUGCCUACACAAGAGGUGAAUACACUAACAGAGAUGUUAAUAUCUGGAUAUCGUCUAGAUGGCAGGUCAAUAAAUGAAUAUCGUGAAAUCAGCUUUCGCUUCCCUCAGGGAAAAGAUCCUAAUGUUUCCGGCUGUUGUGUUGUCAAAAUAGGCGCUACAACUGUAAUGGCACAAGUUUCAGUUGAAGUAAUUGAGCCUAAACAUUUUCGCCCUUCUCAAGGAAUGUUGUUUGUACACUUCGAUGCUAGUAUUUUAAAGUUAUGUAAAACUCUAUAUCGUAAACAAAAACGUGAUGAUGAAGGUCGUCGUCUAUCAGCUGUUCUUCAAACGUUACUUCGAGACAGUAUUGACUUGGAUGCUCUGUGUAUAGUUGCUUGGGAACGUGUAUUUGCUGUACGAGUUGAAUUACGUGCUUUAUCUUAUGAUGGAAAUUUAGGAGAUUGUGGUGCAUUGGCAGCUGUCGCCGCUCUGGCAGCUUUUCGUCGACCAGAUGUUUACGUUGAUGAUACGGGUAAAGUACUAGUCGAUUUUGAGGCUAAAUUUCGACCUAGAGUACCUUUAGGUAUUCGUCGUACUCCAGUACUUGUUACACUUGGUCUAACUGCAGAUGCUAAAGUAAUUCUAGUUGAUCCUACCGCUCGUGAAGAACUUAUACUUACUGGUGGACGUGUAUUGCUUGGUUUGACGAAUACCUCUGAAAUAUGCUGCCUAUAUACUACUGGAUUAUCUGUGCCUAUUCAAUGUUCAUCACUUUCAAGGUGUAUUCGUUUAGCUAAUUCUAAAGCGAAAAGUCUUGUUUCAUUAAUUCAUUGGGUAUUAGAAGGUUUAUCUGUUCAAAGAGAAGCAAAUUUAACCGCUGCACAUGCUAGAUCUAGUGAACUGAAUGAAAGUCUAAUCAUAGCAUCCAAUGCUCCAUUAGUUUUAUCUACUGCAACAUUUUUACUUGAUAAAACUAAUCAAAUUGAUCAUGAAACUGGUUCAUAUAGAGAAGAAGGUGAAAUUCUACCAAUCGAUCAUGAUUCAUAUUCAGAUUUAGAUCAUGAUGAUAUGGAUAUUGUGAGUUCUGAUGAAGGAGAAGAACAUGAUGGGAAAAAUACUUCAGUAAAAUCACAUAGUAAACAAAAGAAUGAAACAAAACUUUUACCUUAUGGUGUCAUUGAAGUAUCUAGUAGUAGUAAUAAUCAUAAUGAUAAUGAUAAUCAAAUCUCAGGAACAAUAUUACCUAAUUCAUCAGAAAAUGAUUUUGAUGAAUUCGAUUCUUCAAUCCAUAUGUUUCAUGCUAAUUCUCUUAUCUUGGAUACAUCUAAUCAAACAUUUUCUGAAGUGUUUAAACAAAAUGAUCAUACAAUAGAAUCUGUAUAUGAAACACAUAUUGUUGUUGUUGAUGAUGAUGAUGAUGAAGAAGAUGAUGUUACUAUUUUAAAUUUAGUAUAGAAAAACAAAACUAUGUAUGUAUGUAAAUGAUUAUACUUUUCUGUACAGUUCUUUGUUUAAAAAGAAAAUGAAAUAAAUUGGCUUAUUCAAUAAUUAUGUAUGUAGAUAUGAACAUUCUAGUUACUUUUAGUUCAUUUUGUCAUUGCUCUAUGUUUAAAAGUGAUUACGAGUUCAUCUAGUCUAUGAACGGAACAAAGACUCGAUGACCAAAGACCAAUAAACUAGCUAUUCUGAUGCGUCCCAGACCCUCUAACUUAAAGAGAAAAGUCGAAGUUCGAAAUGGGGAAAUAUAUUCCGCAAGUAGCCAGAAGUACUAGCAAAUAACAGUAGGCACAAAUCAAACGUAUAUAUAUAUAUAAAGCAUAAAAUUGUCCUUGGGAAAUGUUACAAAAUAGCCUAGUAAAAGAUAUCAAUAGUGUUUAAGAUUCUUCCAAGUGGAAAAUAUGACAUGUAGGUGAAAAUGAGCGCUUUUGGCGCGAAAACAAGAAGUAAAG